Molecule: messenger RNA, 1336 nt
Organism: Aspergillus sclerotioniger CBS 115572
Lineage: Eukaryota; Fungi; Ascomycota; Eurotiomycetes; Eurotiales; Aspergillaceae
Product: alpha/beta-hydrolase
Exons: 1
Coding region: 61-1266 (401 amino acids)
Source: RefSeq, a predicted model, not a curated record
GUCUGGAUCUUUGGCGGAGGCUUUGAACUCGGGUCCAAGGCCAUGUAUGAUGGAACAACGAUGGUCACCUCGUCCAUCAACUUGAACAUGCCGGUCGUGUUCGUCGCGAUGAACUAUCGCGUGGGGGGGUUCGGAUUCCUUCCCGGAAAGGAGAUCCUGGAGGAUGGUUCCGCGAACCUAGGGCUCCUCGACCAACGCCUUGCCCUGGAGUGGGUUGCUGACAACAUCGCGGCCUUUGGGGGAGACCCCGACAAGGUGACUAUUUGGGGAGAAUCCGCCGGAGCUAUCUCGGUCUUUGACCAGAUGAUCCUGUAUGACGGAAACAUCACCUACAAGGACAAGCCCCUGUUCCGGGGUGCCAUUAUGGACUCGGGCAGUGUGGUUCCGGCGGAUGCCGUGGAUGGGGUGAAGGGACAGGAAGUGUAUGAUACAGUGGUGUCGACGGCGGGCUGUUCCUCUGCCAACGACACCCUGACCUGUCUGCGCGAGCUAGACUACACCGACUUCCUCAAUGCGGCCAACUCCGUGCCAGGCAUCAUCGGGUACAAUUCGGUGGCGUUGUCAUAUGUUCCCCGUCCGGACGGCACGGCCUUGACGGCGUCACCGGACGUUCUGGGCAAGGCAGGAAAGUACGCGCGGGUGCCGUUUAUUGUGGGCGACCAGGAAGACGAGGGGACCUUGUUCGCCCUGUUCCAGUCCAACAUCACGACGAUCGACGAAGUGGUGGAGUACCUGUCCACCGUUUUCUUCUACGACGCUAGCAAGGAGCAGCUGCAAGAGCUUGUGGCCCUCUACCCUGACACGACGACAUAUGGAUCCCCGUUCCGGACCGGCACGGCCAACAACUGGUAUCCACAGUUUAAACGACUGGCAGCUAUUCUUGGCGACUUGGUCUUCACAAUUACCCGACGGGCCUUCCUGUCGUAUGCGGCGGAGAUAUCCCCGGAGCUCCCGAACUGGUCGUACCUCGCCACGUAUGACUAUGGCACUCCGAUCCUGGGGACCUUCCACGGAAGUGACCUGCUGCAGGUAUUCUAUGGGAUCAAGCCCAACUAUGCGGCCAGCUCGUCUCACACGUACUAUCUGAGCUUUGUGUAUACGUUGGACCCGAAUUCCAACCGGGGGGAGUACAUGGAAUGGCCGCAGUGGAAGGAUAAUCGGCAGCUGAUGAAUUUCGGGGCAAACAACGCCAGCCUGCUCACGGAUGAUUUCCGGAAUGGGACGUAUGAAUUCAUCCUGCAGAAUACAGCGGCGUUCCAUAUUUGAGAUGCGAUUGGUGGGGGGAUCCGGAGGGUCGAGUCUUCGUGUUGUGCCUCGGCAAUAUAUAUACGCCCUG